AUGGCGGCUGGAGUGCCCCGGUCCGGAAAACCGGAAUGCCGAAUACCAAAAGCUCUGCAGAGCGGUUGUGGCCUAGCGAAGGCAACGGGCAGGAGAUCUCCCACCCCUUGUCUCUUCCUCCAGCAGGACCACAUAGAGAUCCCAGUCCACACUCCACUGCCUACGGUGUGGAUGGCCCCUAACAGACAGCACAUCGGAAUCACGGAAUGUAACCCAAUGCACAAGAUGGCGGACUCACUCACCUGCCACAGCCAAGCACAGCAACUAACCGCCGAAAGCAGACCGGAGUCCCAGAAAAGCCUAACGGCAAAGCUGGAUGCUGUUCUGGAGGCCUUCUGGGUGAAGCUGGCGGCAAGAGCGGCGAGCCUCAAAUGGGACCCCCAGGCACAAGACCAGAGGUGGAAUGCACAAAAUGGCCGCGGAUGGCAUGGCGGCAUCCAAGGGUGUCCAGCACCUGUCUUAAGCUGCAAUCAAACCCCCGGGCCGAGAGUCACCAAGAGAGCUGCUCACCGGCAGCGACCACACAAGUGGAGCACACUGCCCACACCUGCAAGCCGCCAUAUGGAUCGAUCAGCGCUGAAUGAGGGGAGACCCCCGCAGGGGCGAUCAUGCAGGCGGCGAAGUGCAGCGACAUGCAAGCUGACUCAGAGAAAGGUGCCGAUACGGACCAAACCUGGACUCCCUUUGAUCACUUGGCAUCCCUGGCCUCUACAUGUGCUCAAGGCCCUGAAGGACCGCCUUGCAGAUUUCCUGCGCUUCCCAAUAUCAGGAGUCGGCUGA
Messenger RNA from Pelobates cultripes (western spadefoot toad), 780 nucleotides. The record is from the annotation of a GenBank genome assembly. NCBI's taxonomy places the organism in Eukaryota, Metazoa, Chordata, Amphibia, Anura, Pelobatidae.